AGUGUCACUGCCAGCAUCACACAGCCAGCAGCCAGAGAGACGUCACACCAGCGGCCAAUAUUUUGAGCCAGGGAAAGUGAAGAAGGAUGUGUGCAUCUGGAUGGCCAAUCACGCUUCUGCUGUUUUGCCUGUUGGUUUCAGCUACCUCAUCUCCUGUUUCCAUGUACACACCUGCUCCUCCCCUUCCAUUUCAAAUUUCACCUCCCUCUCCAGCAAUCAUCUCAUCUCUACCUUCUCCUUCUCUCAGUACCCAACCCCCCACCCCUCCCCUCAUCAGCAACUCUGGAGAGGCAACAGAAAUAGUCAAUUGCUCCUUGACGAUAUCACCCUCCACUCUGGUGGUCAGGUUUGGAGAUCCAGUCACAGCUAACUGCUCUGUACAAAUGGAGCCUUUUUCUGGACUUGGUUGGCAAGUCCAAGUGCAGACUAUUGACUUCACUUUGGAACGUUUUGUCAUCUGGAGAGUGGAGAGGAUAACUAACUGGACCUUAGAGCCUAUGUGCUAUGCACUAUCUGAGGUGGGAGGGCAAUGCCACAUUAAGCUCCCUCUGAUAGUCUACAAGCCUCCAGAUAACGUCUCCAUCAGCUUUGUAAAUCACACUGGGCCAAUGUUUGAGGGUCAUCAGUACACUCUGCAGUGUACAGUACACGAUGUUGCUCCUGUUGAAAACCUCAUUGUGACCUUCUACAAAGGACAGAUCGCACUGGGUAAAGUGCAGUUGAACAACAACACAACGAAGGAACCAGUGACUGACAUCUUCACUUUCAACAUCACUCCAAAUAAAAAUGAUGACGGUGUCCAGUACUGGUGUGAAGCCAAGCUAGAACUGGGAUCUGAAGGACCUGGGCAUCCUCCAGUGGUGAAAUCACACAAAAUAACUGCAAGCGUCCACUUUGGUCCACAGCUCGUCUGUCCACCAAAACUGCAGGUGAGAGAGGGAGAGAGCCUUAGCUGUGAGGUGAGAGGAAACCCUCAACCAUCAGUCACCUGGUUCAGGGAUGGGCAGGUGGUUGCCCUGCCCACUCACUCAAGCAGAAGGCAUGCUGGGAAAUACAUAGUCUUGGCACAAGGACUUCAUGAACAGAGAAACUUUACAGUGGAGGUGGAGGUCCUCUCUGGCAGUGGAACUGCAAACAACUUUAAUGGAUAUUUUCUGUUGGCCGUCUUGCUUAUUCAGAUGAUUAACUGUCUGUAAAACCACCCGAAAGAAUCCAACGUUAUCUUUCCAUGCUGUCUGGACGAACUGCUCCUGCUGUGAGAACUGUUAUUCAGAGAUGACUGACUGCUUUGUGUCCUUAGUUUGUUUAAAUGGACCAGUUUUGCACCAUUGUAUUUUUGUGCAUCAUUUUCAAUACUAAAAAAAAAAAAAAAAAAAUCAUUAGAAGCAGAAGUUCUUAUGUAGAGCUUCUGCCCAGGUACAUUUUUUGUUAUUAGACUUAUGUUUCUAUGUCAUCUGCACAAAAAGUAAAUGUAUAUAUGCAUAUAUUCUAAACUGAAAGCUGCUGUACAAAGAAAUUCACAUUCUAGUUUUGUACAACUUGAUAAUCACUCAUACUACCAUAGGUCUGAGACAGUGGUUUGCUUUGCCAAACAAAGUUACAAUGUCUUUCCUGUGUCUGCUGUAUAUUAAAAGGCUGAAGUAUGUUCUGCA
Molecule: messenger RNA, 1652 nt
Organism: Larimichthys crocea (large yellow croaker)
Lineage: Eukaryota; Metazoa; Chordata; Actinopteri; Sciaenidae
Product: hemicentin-1
Exons: 7
Coding region: 87-1196 (369 amino acids)
Biological process (GO): cell-cell adhesion
Cellular component (GO): plasma membrane
Molecular function (GO): integrin binding
Source: RefSeq, a predicted model, not a curated record